Lates calcarifer (barramundi perch) is the source of this 9854-nucleotide messenger RNA. It is a transcript of the gene plxna2, whose product is annotated as plexin A2. The record is from RefSeq and is a predicted model, not a curated record. Gene Ontology annotation, biological process: positive regulation of axonogenesis; semaphorin-plexin signaling pathway involved in axon guidance; regulation of cell migration. NCBI's taxonomy places the organism in Eukaryota, Metazoa, Chordata, Actinopteri, Centropomidae. Gene Ontology annotation, cellular component: semaphorin receptor complex. Gene Ontology annotation, molecular function: protein binding; semaphorin receptor activity.
AAUCAUCAUAGGAUAGAGAGAGAGAGAGAGAGCGAGAGAGAGGGGGGCAGGUUCUCAGUUUGGUCUAUAGAUGGCAGUAUUCUAACAGGAACAGGAGUUGGACGGCAGAGCCACUGACUGGGUUCAAUGUGUGCUGCGCAGGCGAAACUCAGUGAUGGAAACAUGUGAAGACCCUUGCGAAGCUUUGACCUGCAAGUUAGCCUUCAACAACAAAAAGGCAAAGGUCUCCUCCCUCCUCCCUGCCGUCCAUUCUCUCUGCUUUCUCUGCACUUUCUUUGCAGGCCCGUUAAACAUGGAGGGCCAGCGGGCAACACGCAGGACUUUAUCACCUCACCCUAAAGUAGGAGCCGUAGCUGCUCUGCUAGGCUUCUGGCUCUUAGCGAUCCCUGCCCUGUGCAGUGGACAGACAUUCACUAGUUUCCACCCUGAACGUCGGGACUGGGUCUUCAACCACCUGACGGUUCAUCAAACCACAGGAGCAUUGUAUAUUGGAGCAGUCAACCGUGUGUACAAGCUCUCAGGCAACCUUACCCUCCUUGUUUCCCAUGAUACAGGCCCAGAGGAUGAUAACAAGGCCUGCUACCCCCCUCUGAUUGUCCAGCCCUGUUCUGAGCCCCUUGUCUCUACCAACAAUGUCAACAAGCUUCUUCUCAUUGAUUAUUCCCAAAAUCGGUUGCUGGCCUGUGGCAGCCUCUACCAGGGUGUCUGCAAACUCCUCAGAUUGGAUGACCUCUUUAUCUUAGUGGAGCCCUCCCAUAAGAAAGAGCACUACCUCUCCAGUGUCAACCAGACUGGGACCAUGUAUGGGGUCAUUGUGCCUUCACAGGGCCAGGAUGGCACCCUGUUUAUUGGCACAGCAGUAGAUGGAAAGCAGGACUACUUUCCCACCAUUUCCAGUCGAAAACUGCCGCGUGACCCAGAAUCUUCUGCUAUGCUUGAUUAUGAAUUGCACACUGACUUUGUGUCCUCUCUCAUCAAGAUACCAUCAGACACACUGGCACUCGUCUCCCACUUUGAUAUUUACUAUGUUUAUGGCUUCGCCAGUGGCAGCUUUGUUUACUUCCUGACUGUCCAGCCUGAGACGCCAGAGAACAGCAUGUCAUCAAGUGGAUCCACCAGUGACCUCUUCUACACCUCUCGUAUCGUCCGCCUCUGCAAAGAUGACCGCAAGUUUCACUCCUACGUCUCUCUCCCUGUUGGCUGUGUGAAAAAUGGCGUGGAAUACCGGCUACUGCAGGCUGCCUACCUCGGCAAGCCAGGCCGCGUUCUCGCCGCCUCGCUCAACAUCAGUGCCCAAGAUGAUGUGCUCUUCACAAUCUUCUCUAAGGGUCAGAAGCAGUUCCAUCGCCCGCCAGAUGACUCAGCACUCUGUGUGUUCACCAUCCGAGACAUCAAUGCACGAAUAAAGGAUCGCCUGCAGUCCUGUUACCAGGGAGAAGGAAACCUGGAGCUCAACUGGCUGCUUGGGAAGGAUGUUCAGUGCACCAAAGCGCCGGUGCCCAUUGACGACUCUUUCUGUGGUCUGGACAUCAACCAGCCACUCGGAGGUUCUCAGCUGGUGACCGGUCACACUCUCUACACUGAAACUCGGGACCGCAUGACUUCUGUCACCUCGUAUGUCUACAACGGCUACUGUGUAGCCUUUGUGGGCACCAAGAGUGGACGGCUAAAGAAGAUUCGUGUCGACGGGCCUCCGUAUGGUGGUGUCCAGUAUGAGACAAUAUCAGUCAUCAAGGAUGGCAGCCCUAUCCUGCGAGAUAUGGCCUUUUCCCUCGACCGCAACUACCUCUACGUCAUGUCUGAGAGACAGGUUACCCAAGUUCCCAUCGAGUCAUGUGAGCAGUACGGAACCUGUGGAGAAUGUCUGAGCUCUGGGGAUCCACACUGCGGCUGGUGUGUCCUGCAUAAUAUCUGCUCUCAGAGGACCCGGUGCGAGCGCGCAGAUGAGCCAUAUCGUUUCGCCGCUUCUCUCAACCAGUGUGUGAAGGCCACAGUGUACCCAGACAGCAUUGCAGUGUCAGAACCCAGCGUACCUCUACUGGUGAAGGUGAGCGACGUUCCAGACCUUUCUGCGGGCAUCACCUGCUCCUUUGGCAACCUGACAGAGGUAGAGGGACAGGUCAAUGGCAACCAGAUACUUUGUGUGUCUCCUGCUGCCAAGGAUGUCCCCCUCAUCCCUACAGACCAAGAUUGGUCAGGCGUUGAGUUGAGACUCAAUUCUAAGGAGACUGGUCAGAUGCUUAUCAGCACAGAGGUCAAGUUUUACAACUGCAGCGUCCACCAGCUGUGCCUGUCAUGUGUGAACAGUGCCUUCCGCUGCCACUGGUGCAAGUACCGCAACUUGUGUACCCAUGACCCCUCCAGCUGUUCCUUCCAGGAGGGACGAGUCAACGCUUCUGAGGACUGUCCCCAGCUGGUGCGCUCUGAGGAGAUUCUGAUCCCAGCAGGGGAGGUGAAGCCUAUCACCCUGAAGGCCAGGAACCUGCCACAGCCUCAGUCUGGCCAGCGAGGCUACGAGUGUGUCCUCCACAUCCAGGGGGUCAGCCACAGAGUCACUGCCCUCCGCUUCAACAGCUCCAGCGUUCAGUGCCAGAACAGCUCGUAUCUGUAUGAGGGAAUGAAAAUCAGCGAGCUGCCUGUGGAUUUCUCAGUGGUGUGGAACGGCAACUUCAUUAUUGAUAACCCGGAGAAUAUCCAAGUGCACCUUUACAAGUGUGCAGCCCAGCGGGACAGCUGUGGCAUGUGUCUGAAGGCAGAGAGGAAGUUCCAGUGCGGCUGGUGCAGUGGAGAGGGAAGGUGUACUCUGCGUCACCACUGCCCUCUCAUCAACCCUUACACCACCCGCUGGCUGAACCUGUCCAGCAAGAAUGUCAAGUGCACCAACCCACGCAUCACUGAGGUGACCCCAGUCGCUGGACCCCCAGAGGGAGGCACACGGGUGACCAUCCAUGGCACAAACCUCGGUCUGGCCUUUUCAGACGUGGUGGGCAAUAUGGAGGUGGCAGGAGUGAGGUGUACCCCUGUUGAGGAUGGCUACAUUAUCGCUGAACAGAUUGUGUGUGAGAUGGAUGCAGCACCUGCAGACAGCAGACCUGGUCCAAUCCAGCUGUGUGUUGGAGAGUGCAGACCAGAACUCAGGGCUCGCUCCUCACAACUCUACUCCUUUGUGACUCCCACCGUCACAGGUCUGUCCCCUAGCAGAGGUCCAGAGUCUGGGGGCACAAAAGUAACCAUAAUGGGAGAGAAUCUUGGCGCCGGCAGCAGUGUCAACGUUCAGUUCGGAAACCAGACAUGCGAGUUCUUUGGACGGACCAUGACGGAGAUAGUUUGCUACUCUGCCCCUUCUCUGUCUGGUGUCGGCCCAGUGCAGAUCAGCGUGAGCGUGGAUCAUGCCCAAAUCAGAGAGAGUCUCACCUUCGAGUACAUAGAAGACCCUACUAUCCAGCGUAUUGAACCAGACUGGAGCAUUGCAAGUGGUCACACCCCUCUGAUGGUCACAGGAACCAAUCUGGAUGUGGUUCAGGAGCCCAGGAUCCGAGUUAAAUACGCCGGCCGAGAGUCUGUUAACGUGUGUAAAGUACUGAACACCACCAGUAUGAGCUGCUUCGCUCCCUCCCUGAUGGCAGAAUACCAGCCAGGUUUGGACACAGUGAAGCACGCAGAUGAGUUUGGGUUCAUCUUCAACAACGUCCAGGCGCUGCUGGUCUACAACAACACCAACCUCCUCUACUACCCAAACCCUUACUUUGAGCCCCUCAGCACCACUGGUGUCCUGGAGCAAAAACCAGGCUCGCCAAUCAUUCUCAAGGGCAGAAACCUGGUUCCCCCAGCAUCAGGAGGGGUAAAGCUUAACUACACGGUACUGAUUGGAGAGACUCCCUGCUCUGUCACUGUGUCCGAGAGCCAGCUGCUUUGCGAGCCACCCAACCUCACCGGACAAUACAAAGUCAUGGUUCAAGUGGGUGGUCUCCACGUUUCUCCUGGUGCGGUCCACAUUAUGUCGGACAGCCUGCUGACCCUUCCAGCCAUCGUUAGUAUUGCUGCUGGUGGAGGCCUCCUCCUCAUCAUUGUCAUCCUCGUGCUAAUCGCCUACAAGCGGAAGUCGCGUGAAAAUGACCUCACCCUUAAGCGCUUGCAGAUGCAAAUGGACAACCUGGAGUCACGGGUUGCCCUAGAGUGCAAAGAAGAGCUACAGACAGAUAUCAAUGAGCUGACCAGUGACCUGGACAGAGCUGGUAUCCCCCACCUGGACUACAGGACGUAUGCCAUGAGAGUCCUCUUCCCCGGGAUAGAGGAUCAUCCUGUCCUCAGAGAACUGGAGGUGUCAGGUAAUGGCCAACAGAAUGUGGAGAAGGCCUUAAAGCUAUUUGGCCAGCUCAUCAACAACAAAGUGUUCCUGCUCACCUUCAUCCGAACACUGGAAAUGCAGCGCUCUUUUUCCAUGAGGGACCGUGGCAACGUGGCCUCACUUAUCAUGACGGCCCUGCAGGGGCGACUGGAGUACGCCACCGACGUCCUUAAACACCUGCUGUCAGACCUCAUCGACCGCAACCUGGAGAGCAAAAACCACCCCAAACUACUGCUGCGCAGAACAGAGUCAGUUGCAGAGAAGAUGCUUACAAACUGGUUUGCCUUCCUCCUUCAUAAAUUCCUCAAGGAGUGUGCUGGGGAGCCUCUGUUCAUGCUGUACUGCGCCAUCAAGCAGCAGAUGGAAAAGGGGCCCAUUGAUGCCAUCACUGGAGAGGCCCGCUACUCCCUGAGUGAAGACAAGCUCAUCCGCCAGCAGAUUGAGUACAAAACCCUGAUCCUGAACUGUGUGAACCCAGACAAUGAAAACAGUCCAGAGAUUCCAGUAAAGGUGCUGAACUGUGACACCAUCACCCAAGUAAAGGAGAAGAUACUAGAUGCUGUUUACAAGAACAUGCCCUAUUCUCAGCGGCCGCGUGCUGUCGACAUGGACCUUGAGUGGCGCCAGGGGCGAAUGGCUCGCGUGGUGCUGCAGGAUGAAGACAUCACCACCAAGAUAGAAAAUGACUGGAAGAGACUCAACACUCUCAUGCACUACCAGGUGUCAGACCGCUGCGUUGUGGCUUUGGUGCCAAAACAGACCUCAUCAUACAACAUCCCUUCCUCAGCCAGCAUAUCACGCACCUCCAUCAGCAGAUACGACUCUUCAUUCCGCUACACGGGCAGUCCCGACAGCCUUCGUUCACGUGCUCCCAUGAUCACCCCUGAUCUAGAAAGUGGUGUGAAGGUGUGGCAUCUGGUGAAGAACCACGAACACGGAGACCAGAAGGAAGGAGACCGUGGAAGCAAGAUGGUCUCUGAGAUUUAUUUGACCAGGCUGCUAGCUACCAAGGGUACACUACAAAAAUUUGUUGACGAUCUGUUUGAGACGUUGUUCAGUACAGUUCACAGGGGGAGCACUCUUCCCCUGGCUAUCAAAUACAUGUUUGACUUCCUGGAUGAGCAGGCAGAUAAACAUGGAAUUCAUGACACAGACGUACGUCACACAUGGAAAAGCAACUGCCUUCCAUUGCGUUUCUGGGUGAACGUGAUCAAGAACCCGCAGUUUGUGUUUGACAUCCAUAAGAGCAGCAUCACGGACGCCUGUCUGUCUGUAGUAGCUCAGACCUUUAUGGAUUCUUGCUCCACUUCAGAGCACCGCCUAGGCAAAGACUCCCCAUCCAAUAAGCUGCUCUACGCUAAAGAUAUCCCCAAUUACAAGAGCUGGGUAGAGAGGUACUACGCUGACAUCAACCGGCUGCCAGCUAUUAGUGACCAGGACAUGAAUGCCUAUUUGGCAGAACAAGCCAGACUCCACUCCACGGAGUUCAACAUGCUCAGUGCCCUCAAUGAGAUUUAUUCUUACGUCAGCAAGUACAGUGAAGAGAUCACAGCUGCUCUGGAGCAGGAUGAGCAGGCAAGGAAGCAGAGGCUGGCCUACAAGGUGGAGCAGCUCAUCUCUGCCAUGUCCCUCGAGAGCUGAGAGUGACCCCUACUGAAAGAGUGAGAGAAAGAGAGAGAGAGAAAGAGGAUCACAGUCUCUACCGGACCUCCCAAAAUGGUCCCACAUUACUUACCUCUCAUCGUGGGAGCUGCAACCACGAACCAGACCUGGGAUCUCUGCAUCCACAGACAGACAAACAACUGCAUUAAUUUGUAAUACUCUCUCCCUUUCAUGAUGGCACCAGCUAAGGGCCCACAGACUGAGACAGAGACCCUGCAGCUGGAGCUGAUAACGGCAUAAGGAGGGAACAUCAGCAGAGAAGGCAACAACAUGGCUUGUAUUUAUUUUUUUGUUUGUUUCUUUUUCUCAAAGGAAAUUUUCUCUCAGUUUGACAGGAAAUUGUAUGUUGCGUGGGUGUGGGUGUGUGUAGGGGUGUGUAGGGGUGUGCAUGAGUGUGUGUUUGUGUCGUACUAAGCAAGACUCCUGCAAAGACUGUGAGAGCAAAUGGAGAAACAGAUUUAUUCUCUACUCAGUCAGAAACUGACAUCUGAGUGUGAAACGGAGACAAAAAGGCGAGAAGCACAGGAGCAGAUCUCAUCUUGGACAGCUGAGUUUGCAUUCAGAUUUCUCAGAUUUUAUUUUUGUACUUGUACAUUUGAAUAUUAUCAGUUGCAGUUGAAAUAUCCACCCAGGAUGCCAUAAGUGUUGUUGUACAAAGACAUAAAGAGUGUUAACACUGCAACAGGGUGGUGUGGUAGUAAAACAGGCCAUGGUCCACGUUUUCUCUCACUCCUUGCCUCCUCGGACUGAUGCUUCACAACGAAAAACGUCUGCUCAUUAUCCAAUCAGCAGUGUACAGGAAAUCAUGAACCUGUGCUCAUCAUCGAAGAGUCAAAUGAACUCCACUCAUGGUGGUCACAGGUCAGCCAGCAUGCUUGCACCUAAACUGAGGAUGACAGAGAUGAAGUCUAUAGUGUAUUUUGGGAGAUGACCUUAAAUCAGCAUCACUCUGGUGUCCAAGGCUUUCCUCAGCAGUUAGGUCAUCUGUGUAUGUACCGGUCGAUACUUGCCAAUCAGUGUAUGUGAAUGUACAAAAUGUUUUUAUUUGUUUGUUUGUUUGAUUGUAUGUCUAUUUGAGUUUUGCAAACAGAAAGGGGCUCAGUUGAACUGAGCUCCGUAGAUAUUUUCAGCAGCUCGUCAAAGUGAACAGUUCCAUUUGUCGGUCCUGGCCCGAGCCCACCCAGCUACUUCCCAAACGUUAUUUAACCUAAAUCACUUUUCUGCUUGAGGAGAGUGUAUAUGGUCUGCAUUUGCUAGCAGUUAGUAGACACCAGGUGAGACCAAUUGGUUUAGGUAGGCUAAAACUCUCCAUUAUAUAUCCACUGUUUGUAUCUCUUUGGGAACUUGGAUCAACUUUAUGUGUACUUUGCAUGCAUGCUAUCACACAUUAGAAGUGUUUAAGGGUUCAUCUUUGAUUUUAUCAAGUGCCAAUGAGGCGUGCCAGUUCUAGUUGGCCAGUUGAGAUGUUAGCUGACUUAACCCGACCACCAUCCAUGUCUUCACACAGACAAUAAGAAGCCUAGCUGCGUGGGUCUAGUUUGACCAAGUGCCAAAAGAUCCUGUCGUUUCUUCACUAUUCUUUACUAAUGUGUCAAAAAUCGGUUUAUGCUUUACAGAGGGAGCAAAGCUCUCACGUUGGAGUGUAGAGCCGGUUAAAGUUGAAGCUCGUGUAACUGGAAUGGUGAGUUUAAAAUGUCAUGAAAGGUACGAAACAUAAGCAGGAGAAAAGAAAGGGAAAAGAAUUCAGAGUCUGUUUCAUGUUACGUGGAUGCAUCUCCUGACUUAAACCAAACAGUCACAGGCUAAAAGGCUGACAUAACCUUCCAACCUUCUAGCUUGAUGACAACAAACUGUAGAUUCCGUCCUCUGGAUAGGUGAUUUCAUUUUCUUCCGAGAUAUAUAUUUGCUUGUUGUUUACAUCAAGUACUUGAAAAUAGGUAGUAUUAAAGGUUUGUACAGUAUACUGCAGUUGUGUGUGUUGAGAGUGUGAUAAACACCAGGAGUGGGUGAAAGGUGCUUCUUUUCUCUGUGGCCUUAGAUACCCACCUGCUUACCAUUCCUGAUCUUAUUAGUCCUCGAUUCGGGCACAGUCCUUUCAGUGCUUCGGAGCCCAGUGGUUUUUCAGUGAUACCUGGCCCAGGCACUCUGCUGUGAACUGUCUUAGCGAGAUAAAGUAAAAGGAAAGGUGAAGAGGGUACGGCCUGGCUCAGGCAGACAUUGCCUCGCUCAGCACUCGGUUUGCCUGAGCUGUUUGAAGAGAAGUGUCGAGAAAUGAGGAGAGAGGGAGAGGUAGAAAGAGAGAGAACCCCUUUAGCUCUAGUUUCCUGCUCCGGCUUUGAAGCUGCUCUUUGAUCUGAGUCAGUUGUGUGCACAGUGUGAUCAGGAGAUGGAAAGAAGGAAAAAAAAACAUCAAACUAUCAGGCAAGGAGAAAUGUAGGAUGAGGUGAUGAUUGACGUGCUAUUACUGAGUCCAGCCAGUGGGGGCAGAAGUGGGUAAGAUUAGCUGUAAUUGGCUCAUAGACUGUAUAUAAAAAUGCAGUCUAUGAUUUUGCUCCCUCAUCUGAAAAAGCACCUUUUCACUCCUUAACCCCCUAAUGAACAUCUGUAGGUACACAAUGGUGCACAUAUACAGUACAUACACUAAACAUAAAGCUUCUUCCUUUUGAUUAAGGUGUCUUCCCAAUUUCAGCGAAUAGAAUUGUAUCCUCCUCAUACCUCACAUUGCUUGUAUGGAGUAAUGCUUUUUAUCAUUUUAACGGGACCUAAAUGCCUUUUCCUUUUCCAAGGGAUAAAAUGUAUGUUUCUUAGAGUCCUUCCAACUCUUAGAUGAGCUCUCCCCUUGUUUUCAGAAUUGUGACGAACGUAAUCAGAGGCACACAGAUUAGUCGAGAGUGGCUUUGAUUUUUCUCUCAGAGAUCAUUUAUAUCAGGAUGUUUCCUUUUGUCUUGUGUGAGAUUUUUGCAUGCAUUUUAAUUCAUGCUUUAGUUCUGCCUGGUAUUCCAUAUUGAUCCGUGCUGUCUUUAGUCUAACUGCAAGCCCAUUUGUAUACAUCUUAAAUCACAGCUGAAUGCACCUUUUUUUGUGAGAGAGAAUUUUUUUUGUUACUAAAUAAUAGCUUGUUUCCAUGCUGUGUACUCAUUUCUGGGAACCUUUUUAAGUCAGUUUGAAAUGAGAAGAGGGAAGUUUGUUUACUGUUUCUGCAGCGCAGAAUCCCAUUUGACUGCCAGUUGUGAUAUGGAUAGAUGCUCAUAAACACAACCUCAAUUCAGCUCAAGCUGAUUGCAAAUUGAAGAUGCUUUGUGCACUUUUUUUGCCCUCAGUGAAAUGUGUUGCCGAAGAGACGGUGUUGUGGUUUUGACUGGCACAUGUCAUCAUUCCUUAUAUAAAACACAGCAUUUAAUCUGCAUUUUUGUUUGUUUGUUUUAUGCCAUCAGACAGAGGAACUGAAAUCCAGAGCAAUGUAUUAAUCUCAAGUCAAAAUAUCACCAAGUAUAAAAUGAGUAUCCUUCCAUUUUAAACACAUUGUAAACAAACCCUUUGUAGACACUGGAGUUCUGUAAAAUAGUAAUUAACUGGCAAUGAUGAUGAUGACGAUGAUGAUGAUAAUAAUAAUGGCUGUCUGUUCUUGUUUUAUAAAAGUGUUGUGAAAAUUGUAAGAAACUUAAAGUAUUUAAAAAAGGUUGUUCUCUUGUUUUUUUUAUUUGCUUUGGUUUUGUUAUGAUAAUAUAUUAUUGUGUACCUAUUGUAAAUAUGAAGCACACCUAUUUUGCAAGCCAAGGAUUCACUUUGUACUGUUGUUAUAUAUAAAUAAACUUUGCUGGUUAAAAAUUGCAUAGAGCUGAAA